Messenger RNA from Anolis sagrei ordinatus, 1038 nucleotides. The record is from RefSeq and is a predicted model, not a curated record. Lineage: Eukaryota; Metazoa; Chordata; Lepidosauria; Squamata; Anolidae.
AUGGCUUCUGCAGAAGAUAAUGAAAUUAUUAAAACUUUAUUGCAGCAUCAGUUUGGAUUUAUCAUUUCAAAGGUUGUGUUUACUGCCUGUGAAUUGGGAGUUUUCGAUCUACUUUUGGAAUCAAAAGAGCUCCUGAGUUCAGCAGUUAUCGCUGAACGCUUGGGCACCAGCCACAUAGGAAUGAAAAGGCUGCUAGAGACCUGUGUGGGCUUAAAGUUACUAAGAAUGGAGAGGAAGGACAACGAAGGCCUUUUUGGAAAUACAGACCUCGCCAACCUCUGCUUUGCUAAAUCAAGCCCAAAGACCCAGUAUUAUUACAUGAAGUUCCUAUCUGAGGUCACUUAUCCAGGUUUACAAUACUUGACUGAUGCUGUAAGGGAAGGAAAAAACCAAACUCAAUCUGUGUAUGCCACUGCAGCAAGAGAACUUUUUGAGGCUGCUUACAGUACAGAAGAAAGGCUGCAAAGAUUCUCCAAUGCUAUGGGUGAAGCCUGGAGCCUACAUGGUCAGGAAAUGUUGUCUGCAUUUGAUCUUUCCUGUUUCCAAGUUGUUUGUGAUGUGGGAGGAGGAAAUGGUACUUUAGCCAAAGAGUACAUUUCGUUGUACCCAAAAGCUACUGUGACCAUUUUUGACUUACCUCGAGUAGUAGAAGCAGCAAAGAAACAGCCUGUGGCCUCAGAAGAAUGCCAGAUUUCCUUCCAGGAAGGUGACUUCUUUAAAGAUCCAGUUCCUGAAGCUGAUCUGUAUAUUUUAGCCAGGACCUUGCAUGAUUGGGAUGAUGAUACAUGUGAGCAACUGCUCAUGAAAAUAUACAAGGCCUGCAAACCUGGUGGCGGAGUGUUGGUAUUGGAAUCAGUUCUCGAUGAAGACAGAGCUGGACCUUUGACAGCUCAUCUUCGUUCCGUAAUUAUGCUGCUUCUUACCGAAGGAAAACAACGGACCCUAUCUGAGUUCAGUAACCUCUUCAGUGCAGCUGGCUUCAGGGAGCUUCAGAUCAAGAAAGGAAAUCUUUAUAGUGCCAUUUUGGGAAGAAAAUAA